This is a messenger RNA of Annulohypoxylon truncatum, 1404 nucleotides long. RefSeq lists its product as uncharacterized. The record is from RefSeq and is a predicted model, not a curated record. Lineage: Eukaryota; Fungi; Ascomycota; Sordariomycetes; Xylariales; Hypoxylaceae. The transcript has a single exon. Bases 342 to 818 code for a protein of 158 amino acids.
CCGUUCAUAGCAACGAGAUCUCAAAAUGGGUUAUUGUGAUAAGGAGCAGAAUUGAAGAGAACCUUAGGAGACAAUUGGAGAAGGGAUGUGAAGAAGUCAAGAGAAGAAGACAAGGGAAGAAGGUUAUUCCAAACCGUUGUUUUGGAUCGUUACGGAAAUUCCAAUUGGCCAAUUGGAGAUCGUCUCUUUUCUCAUGUUAGGGCAUAUUUUGGGCCUGCAAACACAUAGACCCAUCUCAUUGUAUAUUGAAGCGGUCAACCACGAACAUCACAUUACAUAAACACCAUAAAGAAAAAUAAAAAGGAAAGAUUACUACCUAUUGCCCGGAGCGAGCAAGCAGCAUGGCACCGCGGCAGACCGUCCUCCCGCUCGCGUACCGGGCCUUUUUCCUGAUCAUCGAGCCGACGUCCGCGCUCGUCGGCGCCUUCUACGCGCACUUCCGGCAGGACGAGUACCUGGCGAUGACAACGCACACGUCUUCUUCUUCUUCUCCGGUGUCAUUCGGCCUAUCGAUCAUCAUGUCGCAGCUCGCGAACCUGUACCUGCUCUUCGCGCUCAACGAGGCGCUGGUGCUGCGGUCCACGGGCGACCUCAGGGUCUGGCGGACCGUGCUGUUCGGUUUGUUGUUGGCGGACUUCGGACACCUGUAUUCGAUCGCCGCGCACGGCGCCUGGAUGUACUGGGACGUGCGGCGCUGGAACGCGAUCGAUUACGGCAACGUGCCGUUCGUGUACCUGGGCGCCUCGAUGAGGAUCGCGUUCUUGGCUGGGGUUGGGCUGGGCGCGCCGGGCGAGAGUAAGGGCAAGAAGGCGGUUUGAGCGGAGUGCGGUGGUGUGUAAUCGUCAAGUUGAUAUCGGUCUCACUGGUUCAGGUAGGAGCGACCAUGCCAAGCAUUGAGACUGCAAAGCUGUUACCAUCCUCACCCAUUGUAUCUACCUACACUACCUACAAUAUGUAUCUGCAACAAUCAUCACGAACAAACUUCCGAGGCCAUCACAAAGCCAGCUACUUUAGCUAUCCCCAUUUUUAUGCUAUUUUCCAACUACUUAAAAAGAAAGCUCCGAUCUCUCGGUAGGAUGAAAUACCGCCCUGACGAUAUCGGGGGUUGAGGGGCAUCGCCUUAUUCCCCCUUAUCCCGACGACUUGAGUGGUGGGAGAUUCGGCAACGCCCUAUCGGAUUAAACCAUGUGAGACAACACUGAAGAAAAAACGGGCGGGUUCCGGCAUUAGUUUCACGUUAGGCUCGGAAUCUCAUUCGCGAGCUACGAAGUUGAAGCGGUGCCACUGCAUCAUUGAUUAUCCCGACGCGAGCACCAUACUAAGGCGGGAUGUCCUAUUGCGGAUAAAAGGAUGAUUCAGUGGCUUUUAUUUUUUUACUUUUUGGAGUAAUGCCCCUUAGCUUGG